UGCGUGUGUGGUUGUGUGUGUGCUGUGUGAGUGCAUACGUGCGUGUGUGUGUGUGUGUGUGUGUGUGUGUGCGCGCGUUGACUCCCACGCUAAGCGGCAGGCACAACUACGCACCUCUCAGGAUCCGGGGGGAGUUCGGAAGAUCGGGACGGUACGCGUUCGCCUAACAACAAAUUGCAAACAUCCAAUAUUUUUUUCUGGUGUGUGUUCCAAAAAUAAAAUUCUAAGUGCUAUAAAAAAAUUCAUAAAAGAAUAAGGUGCAACAAAUCAAAAGUCCAAUCAAAAUAGUAAGAAAAGAAAUAAAAAUAGAAAUUUGAAGAAAGAGUCAAAUGCAAAUACAACAUAUGCAAAAGCUGUGAAUAACACGAAAUAAAGAAAGAAAGAAAGAAGAAAAAAAAACACAAACAGAAGCUGUAAAUUAUAAAACUAGAAAAGAAGUUGAGACGAACAACAACAAGCAACGAAAAAGGAAACAACACGCGCAGGCAAAAGCCCAAAUACGUGUUAAUUAAUUGGCUUUGAGGACGCUUUGAAGAGCAAGAGCAUUUCCAUAUUUAUAAACAGCCAAGCCGGGCGCACUCUGAACUGAAAAUUUGGAAACUCAGCUUUUCUCAACUUGCUGAUGAUGCGCUUUGGCAGCGCUUGAGAAGCGUCAACGUCAUUAAGGGAGCCGAUUGCGAUAGCGAUAACGAUAACGAUAAAGAUACCACCGCGAUACUAGCCACAGCCGACAGCAGAAAGAUGUAUCCCGGCAGCGCCAGCAGCUCCAACACCGCCGCCGCAGCCGCGUCCAAGUUCCAGAAUCGCUGCGCCUCGCCACAAUUUGCCAGCUUUGCUCCACCACCGCCGGCAGAUUAUCCGCCGCCAACAUUGCAGCAGCAGCAGCAGCAGCAGCAACCACAUCAGCAACAGUUGCAGGCACAGACCACUGCGGUGGCGGUGCACAGCGUACCCGGACAUGGCUCCAUGCGGCACAUUCAGCGCAAUCAGCUUACUAUGAGUGGACACGGACAUGGCCAUGGCAUGGGCCACGGCCAUGGACACGGGCACGGCCACGGACACGGCCAUGGCCUCGGCAUGGGGAUGGGCGGCAUUGGACAUGGCGCCGCCACGAUGGGCCAUCAUCACGGACAUCGCGGCGAUCUAAUCUUUCCGGACGACAUGGACAGCAUUGAGUUCUGCAUGCCGGCACCGCCAUCGUCCUCCUCGUCGUCCUCACAGCAAAACGGGGAACUGAUGCUGCUCCAAGGCGGCCACGGCGAGCCCUUUACGGAGCGACGACGACGCGGCCACAGUCGCCGCAGCAACCACAAAAUGGAUGUGGAGCAGCAGGUGAAAUGGUCGCGCAAGAACAUCGCUGCAACCAUGGAGCGCUUUGAGCCCACCGCCAAUACUCAGUCCUCGUCGAGCACUUCGUCGCUGGACUAUGGCUUCGCCGCGGGCGUUAUGACGCCCAGCAGCAGCAGUGCUACGCCCUCGCACGGGGCUGGCUCAGCAGCUGGGCUGUCCUCGACGCCCUCGCUUCAUGUGGCCUACAAUGGAGCCGGUGCUGGUGCUGGUGCUGGUGCUGGUGCCGUUGCUGGUGUGGGCAUGGCCGCGAGUGGAGCAGCUGCAGCUGCUGCCGCUGCACCAUUCAAUCAUGUCUACUCCUACGCAUACUACGAGCCAGGCGCGGCCAAGUGCCAUACGAAUGUGCCCGCUCAGGGUCAGGGCAAUGGCCAGCACGGACCGUCGAAGAGUCCGCCGCGCAACUCGAUACGCGCGCUGCUGGCCAAGAGCUUCCGCUCGAAGUCGUCGUCGCACAGCGGCCAGUCGACAUCGUCCUCGCCAAGCGCCGAGGAGCGGGACAGGCACACGUAUACCACACGCUACGGCACCACCGAGAAUCUGUACGAGGAGGUGAGCGACCAGAAGAUACGCAAGGUGCUCUCCGACAACCGCAUCGCCACGUCCAGUGCGGGCAACGUCAAGGAGGAGCUGCGUCGCGUCCAGCACAAUCAUUUCCGUGUGCUCGACGAGCUCAAUCUGUCCCUGGAGGCGCUCAUAAUGCCGCCCACGCCACCGGACAUCAGUCCCAGCCAUGGCGGUCCGGCUAGUGCCAGCUCCAAUGAUGUGCAGCACGACUCGCUGCCCGCCCCCAGCAACAGCUGCAGCAGUGGCAGCGGCAGCGGCAGUGCCAGCGGCAGCGGCAGCGGCAGUGCCAAUGCCAGCGGUGCCGCCGGCAACAUAUCCUCCGCCCAGGCCAAGAACGUGCUAACCGCAAGCCAGCGACCGCGUCGCGGUGGCUUACUCGGAGGUGCCGCCGCCAGUGCUGCGUCCAACUCGAGCUCAGCCUCACAUGCCAGCCUCGAGAAUCUGUCGAGCACCUUGAACAGCAUGGAGCUGAAGGAUCAUGCCCACAGCAGCUGCAUCAAUCCGGAGUUCGAUGAGGGUGACCUGGACAGCGGCUUCAGCGGCAGCGGCAGCAGCAGCGGUGCCAGCUACAAUGAGAGCUUGCGCUAUUAUAAGACGGCCACGCCCACUAGCCAUAGUCAUAGCCACAGCCACAGCCAUGGGCACUCCGCGCACAAUCCCAAUCUGAUGGCCCACAACAACAACAACAACAGCAACAACAACAACAAUAACCACAUACACACCAGCACACUGCCGCACAAUCUGCGCAGCUGUCGCUCCUCGACAGCCUCCGGCACAUCGACAUCCAAGAGCAGCAUGGCCAGCUGUAGCGAGGAUCAGGGCAUCGCCGGCAUGGGCAUGCCAAUGGGCAUGGGCAUGGGCAUGGGCAUGGCCGUGGGCAUGAACUCUGGUAUGGGCGUGGGCAUGAACGCCGGCGCCAUGGGCAUGGGGGGCAUGGGUGGCAUGGGCAUAUCAGAGACGGCUGGUGGCAGCUCAAUGUCGCCCUUCAAUUAUCCACGCCGCUGCUCGGCGGAUCAGCAGCGUGCCUCCGGGCGUUCGAUUGCCUCGGCAACCGGCUCCGCAACGGGCCCCUCCAUCACAAUGGCCACCGGCGCGAAACCCAAAAAGAACUUCUGGACCAUGAAACCGUGAUGCUACAAAAAGGCCCUGCGUCACAUAUGCAAGAAAUGGAGCAUUGUUAUGGAAUACAAUACAAAGACUGCCUCAUGCCAUGCCAUCCACUACUACCAACCACAUUCGCAUACGCAUUUGCAUGCGCAUCAGCGCUACCA
Molecule: messenger RNA, 3185 nt
Organism: Drosophila virilis
Lineage: Eukaryota; Metazoa; Arthropoda; Insecta; Diptera; Drosophilidae
Product: mucin-21
Source: RefSeq, a predicted model, not a curated record